AUGGAGGUCGGUGGUAGCGAGAGAACGGCUCUGGAGCUCCUGGCUGGGCUCCGCAGCAUGCGCCAGGCUGAGAAACUGUGUGACGUGACUCUGGAGACGGACGACGGCACUAGAGUGCCCGCUCACCGCUGCGUUCUCGCCGCCGCGAGUCCGUUCUUCUACGCGAUGUUCCUCAGCGACCUGGUAGAGAAAACGUCGACCGUCAUUCGCCUCAUGGACGUGGCUGGAGACGUGUUGGAGUUGGUGGUGGACUACAUGUACCAGGGAGGCCUGCGACUGACGGACUGCGAGGCUGCGGGAGGUCUACUGGAGGCCGCGGACCGACUCCAGAUUCAACCUCUUCUGAACGACUGUUCAGAUUUCCUCGUCUCGCAGCUCAGCCACGACAACUGCCUGGGGAUCAGGGAGUUCGCUCGACUCCACAACACCCAGGAGCUGUUCUCGGCCUCGACCGACUUCAUCUUGGAGCAGUUCUCGGCCGUGUCUAGCUGCAGUCAGUUUCUGGCUCUCGAUUUCGACCCGCUGUGCGAGCUGCUAUCGCGGGAUCACCUGCAGGCGCCAGGCGAGGAGGCAGUGUAUCGAGCUGUGGUCCAGUGGACGCGACACGACCUGCAGGCCAGGAAAGAUAGGUUUGCAGAGCUAAUGGCACACGUUCGUCUUCCCUUCACGUCUGCCCGUUUCCUGGACUCGGAGGUGGCCACAGAGGAACUAGUCACUGCUGAAGAACAGUGCAAGGAAUACCUGGACGAGGCAUAUCUCUACCAGAACUCCCCUGAGAAACGACCAGCUCUCAAAUACAGUCUUCGUACGAGGCCUCGGAGACUGAGUAUGGGCCAAGACUCCAUCUUGCUGGCUGGAGGGAUGAGUCGGGUGGCUCCAAUGAGCUCCAUCCUGCAGUACAGUGCCAGGGAGGACAGCUGGAGGGAGAUGAGUAGCGUGCAGGCACCGUGUUACGGGCUGGCAAGCUGUGUUCUGGGCCAGAGACUGUACGUGGUGGGGGGAUACUGUGAGUCUGGGCAGGGGUACUUGGGGACUGUGCAGUGUUGUGAUCUGAAGACUGAGAAAUGGUUCCCUUUGGCGUCCAUGGCAACUCCCAGGAGGUAUCAUACCGUAGCUGUUCUCUAUGGGCUGCUGUACGUGUGCGGAGGCCAAACUGCCAAGUCAGUAACCCACUCAGUGGAAUGCUACAAUCCUUCCAGAGACAAGUGGACAGCAGUGUGUCACAUGACAACUCCGAGAAUGUACCACGGUCUGGCUGAAGUGGGGGGACUCCUGCUAUCAGUGGGCGGUCACAACGGACGAGAGAGACUAGUGUCUGUCGAGAGAUACGAUCCAAUCAACGACAGCUGGAGCCUAGUUCGACCUCUGCCCUCUCCUCGAUCUGUAAUGGGCGUGGCUUCCCUGCAAGACUGUCUGUACGUGGCAGGGGGAUACUCUGGACAGAGGUACUUGGACACUGUCCUCUGUUACAAUCCUGGGCAAGACACCUGGUCAGAGGUGGCUCCCAUGACAACUCAACGUAGUGCCUUUGGUGUGGUUGCCCACGGGGGGCGCCUCUUUGCCUGUGGAGGAUUCAAUGGAACAUUUCUGAGUUCAGUGGAGGCUUUCUGGCCUUCCCCUGGGGUGUGGAGCCCCAUCACUGACAUGCCCACAGCACUAGUUCACUUCAGCAUCUGUUCCACGUGA
Geodia barretti is the source of this 1686-nucleotide messenger RNA. The record is from the annotation of a GenBank genome assembly. NCBI's taxonomy places the organism in Eukaryota, Metazoa, Porifera, Demospongiae, Tetractinellida, Geodiidae.